This is a messenger RNA of Solanum lycopersicum (tomato), 1656 nucleotides long. RefSeq lists its product as uncharacterized. The record is from RefSeq and is a predicted model, not a curated record. Lineage: Eukaryota; Viridiplantae; Streptophyta; Magnoliopsida; Solanales; Solanaceae.
GGGGGGUGUCGGGGAGGAUUUUCAUUAAGGAUUUUAAUAGUGUAAAAAAAAAUUAUAAAUAGGCUAGCAAAGCUUGAACACAUGAGCGUUUUUCUUUUUUGAGAUGUUAGAGACUCGAGUAUGUUAAGGAUAUAUUGUUCUUUUCGAUCAUUUGAUAUUCAAUAUUUUCAUUUUAGUUUGAUUAAAUUUAGAUUUGUGCUAAAAGUUUUGCUUUCUUUAGGUUUGGGUAGGGGACAAUUUUCAUUAAAGGUUGUCAGGGGAUGAUUUUCAUUUUCAUUAAGGGGGUGUCGGGGAAGGGUGUCAAUAAUACUAAAAGAUUUAUAAAUAGGGUAGUAAGCUUGAACACACAAUUUCACAUAUAGUAAAAAUUUUAUAAAUAGGCUUAGCAGGUUUGAACAAACCACCUCAUAUAGAGUUUGUGAGUGUCUAGCCAAUAGAUUAAGCUUUUAAUUUGUUUUAAGAGGCUGGAACACACUAUCUCAUAUAGUGCUUCUAAGUACGGUUAGACUAAUCCUUCUGCUUAUUUUAUAAAAUGUUAAUUUAUGUAUUUUUAUUUAUAAAAUUAAAAUUUGAUUAUUAUAUAUAACAUAAUUUUUCGGCGAAAAGGGUUAACCUGGUCUGGCUUUGAAGAUAAAACUCUAGGAAUGGUGCGGUCAUCAAUACACUUCAUUAUCUAUCUUACCCCUUUUCUUAGCCUCUCACUAUUAUUGUCCUCUUCUAUUGUGUAUACUACCAUAAACAACUCUUCUUUUUGUGCAUAACCUGAUUUUCCCCUGUUUCAUAUCUCCUCUGUUUUCAUACAAAUGGCUCCCCUGCAUUUUCAAUUUCUAGUCUUCAGUACCCUUAUUUUGCUUCGCAAUGUCCAAUCAACUCACGCCACGUCGACAACGGCAGACCGAAUAUCCUGCACAAUGUGUUCUUCCUGUGACAACCCAUGUCAGCCUAUCUUCUCUCCGCCGUCACUGCCACCACCAUCAUCUAACUAUAAUUUUCCACCACCACAUUAUUUUCCGGGAGGUUACUCCCCGCAGCCUCCAUCACCGCCUUACAAUGGCGGAGAUGGUGGCAUUGGUGAUGGUGAUUACUACAAUCCUCCGACUGACCCUUCUGUAUACCCUAUCCCACCACCUCCAAACCCCAUUUUACCGUAUUUCCCUUUCUAUUUUCACAACCCUCCUUCACCUUAUACAAUCGACUCCAAAUCUGUUCAGUUCAAGAACAACCCUUACAUCACUUGUCUCAUUCUUGUCCUGCCCAUUUUAUUGUUUUUGUAACCACAAAUUUAUCCAUAUGAACCAAUCAGAAUAUGUAUAUCAGGUUCAGAAGCAUUAAUAAUUGUGGUGUUUGGACAAGACUGGUAAGGCAGGCCCAAAAUUGAUAUGGUCCAACUAGCUAAUCCCCUAACACCUUGUUUGGAUGGUGUUAUUCUUCACUGUAUUGUAGUAAUAUUUAAUUAAUUCCCAAACUACUUAUUAAAUCGGGAAAAUUCUGCGAAAUAGCAAAUAUUUGCCCUGUAUUAGGUAUUAUAGCUACAACUUGAAAAUUGUAAUUUACGGUUUCGGUUUUUUCAAUUCUUGUUGUUCGCUUGAUUUGUAUAAAUUUAAAAUUUGUAUAAUUUGAUUUCUGAUUGUAUAAAUUCAGAAUUUUGUGUAUGUU